This is a messenger RNA of Rotaria sordida, 612 nucleotides long. The record is from the annotation of a GenBank genome assembly. NCBI's taxonomy places the organism in Eukaryota, Metazoa, Rotifera, Eurotatoria, Philodinida, Philodinidae.
AUGGAGAUUGGGAUCCUCGCCUGUUAUGCUCUCAUUGCUACUACUUCUGGAUCUACAGCAGCUAUUACAAACAGCCUUGUUGGACCUGUGACAGCGGCAGGAAUUUGGGUCAGUAUCGUGAUUGAUAUAGCCAAUUGGUUCCUGUUCAAAUUAGUCAAACAAAUUAAUUCAUCUCAAAUGUGGCUCAUUAAUCUAAUUUGUCAAUGUAUUGCACUUGUAUUCACCAUAAUCCUAAUUGGUAUCACCGGAAACUAUGUGAAUACACAUCAAUUUGCUUCAACAUUGUACUGCAAUAGUUAUGGGAGUGGGAAUAAAGUCUUCAAAAAUGCAUGCUCAAAAUAUCAAUUACAUCAAGCUCAACUUGCUUUUGCUAUUCUGAUCUUCUUCACACAACUUUUUUUCAUCGGACUCUACGUAUAUUUAAACAUAAUUGUACGUCCAUUUCCUGUAGCACCUGCUCCAAUUGUCUAUGAUAACAACCAAAAGAAUCAAGCAGUACACGCACCUCCACCCUAUGAAGCACAGCCUUAUACUGGUGCUGCAUAUCCUCACAUGGCUGCUGUUCAGCAUGGUGAUUCACAUGCGUUUAAUGCGCCCACUGGCGGUUCGUAA